AUGAUCUUCUGGCUAUGGCUCUGUGGGGCUCUCCCUGCCUCCACGGGGCAGCCCGACUCAGAGCUGCUCGCGAGGUACCUGGAGGAGAAGCUCAUGGCUGAUUACAGCUUCGCCGAGCAAGUUGCGCGACGUGUCCCAAGGCAGACCAGAUUUUUGCAGAGGCUGGAAACAAGGCCUCGAAUGUCAGAAUUCAAUGUGAAAUCUACAAUCAUUUCUCGCUAUGCUUUCACCACGGUGUCCUGCACCAUGGUGAACAGUGGAUCCGAGGCACGAGAAGCUGUGUUUGAGAUGCAGAUCCCAGCUGCAGCUUUYAUCUCCAACUUUACUAUGAGCAUUGGCAACAAGACUUAUUAUGGAGAGGUCACAGGGAAGGAAAAAAAACAUGGCAAUGAAGACAAAGCAAAGACCAAGAAGCCUCCAAGCCCCACAGAUGGAGUGGAGAACGGCUAUGAGACAUUCAAAGCUUCCAUUAGUAUUCCUCGUAAGAUGCAAGCCAACUUCCUACUGCAUUAUGAAGAGCUCUUGCAAAGGCGACUGGGAAAAUACGAGUAUACAAUCAGCAUCCGGCCCCAGCAACUGGUGGGGAGGUUACGAGUUGAGGUGAAUAUACUGGAGAACUCGGGCAUAGUUUCACUGGAAGUGCCUCCCCUUCGAAACAGCAAGCACAAAGGCAAUGGGAAGGUUGAAGGUGAUGCCUCUCCUCCUCCUUCCACUGUUAUUGGACAUACCAAAACCCUAGCUAAAGUAACCUUCAGCCCCAAUGUUGUUCAGCAAACCAGGAUUGCUCGAAAUGGCAUUUUGGGAGACUUCAUAAUUAGAUAUGAUGUCAACAGAGAGCUGAGUGUUGGGGAUGUUCAGAUUCUUAAUGGGUAUUUUGUGCAUUACUUCGCCCCCAAAGAUCUUCCUCCAUUGCCAAAGAAUGUUGUCUUUGUGCUUGACAGCAGUGCAUCCAUGGUGGGAACAAAACUAAGACAGACCAAAGAAGCUCUCUUCACAAUUCUACAGGACCUAAGGCCGGAAGAUCACUUCAAUAUCAUUGGCUUUUCCAACCGAAUAAAGGUCUGGCAACAGGACCAGCUAGUACCAGUUACUCCAAAUAAUAUCAGAGAUGCCAAAAAGUACAUUCAUAACAUGUCACCUACUGGAGGAACUAAUAUUAAUGGUGCUCUCCAGACUGGUGCAAAGCUGCUAAAUGACUACAUUGCUCAGAAUGACAUUGAUGCCAGGAGCGUCUCUCUGAUCAUCUUCCUCACGGAUGGGAGGCCCACUGUUGGGGAGACGCAAUCAUCCAAAAUCCUCAGCAACACCAAGGAAGCCAUCCGUGACAAAUUCUGCCUCUUCACCAUCGGCAUUGGCAAUGAUGUGGACUACAAGCUGCUGGAGAGGAUGGCACUGGAGAACUGUGGUAUGACAAGGCGUUUCCAGGAGGAUGAGGAUGCGGCUGGUCAACUSAAAGGGUUCUACGAUGAGAUAGGGACACCUCUUCUCUCUGAUAUACGGAUUGAUUACCCAGAAGACAGUGUUGAGCAGGUCACGCAGAACUUCUUCCCCAACUACUUCAAYGGCUCUGAAAUUAUAAUAGCUGGCAAGCUCAUCAACCGCAGCUCAGACAGUCUCCAUGUAGAGGUGACUGCUAGCAACUCCAAGAAGUACAUCCUCCUCAAAACAGAUGUAGGUAUCGACCUGCCAAGCAGGAAUGACAUCAGAGGUGUCCCUGGACUAGAAGAUGGCAAAGGUGAUCAGAAUUACAUUGAGAGGGCAUGGAGUUACCUCACCAUCAAGGAGCUGCUUAACUCCUGGCUGAAGAGUGAUGACAGUCAGGAGAAGGACUAUUUGAUGGACAAAGCAAAGUCUAUGGCCCUUACUUACAAUUUUGUUACUCCUUUCACCUUUCUGAAGAUGAAAGAGGCUGGGCUGUAUUCAGAACCUCCUCAAGAGCAGUAUAUCAGCCCUUCUACUGAAGGCAUUGGUGAAAAGCUACAGAGCUUGCAAGGACAUAAGGCACCACCAGGUAUGCCCAGGCAACAAGAUAAACAAAGAAUUAAAAUCUCCAAAACUUCAGCUGACGGAGACCCUCACUUCGUCAUUGAUUUUCCCUCCAGCAAGUUCUCUGUCUGCUUCAAUAUUGAUGGAGAACCAGGGGAUAUUCUCCGACUGGUCUCUGAUCAUAASGAAUCUGGUAUAACUGUGAAUGGGCAAUUAAUUGGAGCUCCUGCACCACCCAAUGGCCACAAGAAGCACCGGACUUACUUCAGCACCAUCACUAUCCUCAGCAACAAGCCAGAAAGAUCCUACCUAGAGAUCACACCCACCAGAAUCAUUCUGGAUGAUGGAGAAAGACUUGUUCUGUCCUGUGGCCGGAGUGCCAUAGUGAAGAGCAACAGCCUUGAGGUGUCCAUCUCUGCCAAWUCCAACAUCACCGUGACAAUACGAGACACAAUCAGCUUUAUUAUCCUCAUCCACCACUAUAAGAACCCAGCGCCCUAUCAGAAGGAUCAUCUGGGUUUCUACAUCUCCAACAGUAAAGGCCUCUCUCCUSACUCCCAUGGGCUACUGGGUCAGUUCUUGAAAGAUGAAGUUAAACUUCUUCAGGAAUCUCUAAACAUGAGUAAUCCACAGGCUGGUCAGAACAAAACUGAAGCAUUAAAGUCAAACCCUACAAACACCUUGAAAGUCAAGGGACGACUCGUUCCUGUUGUAUGGAAACAGAGAAGGAUCUACAAUGGCCAGCAAGAAGUUGACUGCUGGUUUGCCAAAAACAACGCGGACAAACUGAUUGACGGGAGCUAUAGAGACUAUUUGGCUUCUCAUCCUUUUGACACAGGAACCAACUUUGGGAUGAUUUAAUAACCUUUAAGACCAUUCAUAAUAUCACRUUGCAGCACCAUGUGUGACAGUCCCUUUCUGAAGCCUCUAGAACUAGGCAGCUUAUGAUUU
Molecule: messenger RNA, 2937 nt
Organism: Nothoprocta perdicaria
Lineage: Eukaryota; Metazoa; Chordata; Aves; Tinamiformes; Tinamidae
Gene: ITIH5
Product: inter-alpha-trypsin inhibitor heavy chain family member 5
Exons: 14
Coding region: 1-2847 (948 amino acids)
Biological process (GO): hyaluronan metabolic process
Molecular function (GO): serine-type endopeptidase inhibitor activity
Source: RefSeq, a predicted model, not a curated record